UUUGGUCACAGCUGAGAAAGUGUAAUUUUUUCAACAUACCUAAAAAUAAAAAGCAAAUUAACCAUAUUAAUCAGGUUGUGGAACGAGAAUUCGACCAUGAAUAGAAGUCAAAGAAACUCGCUACUGCAACACGAGGUGUUGUGCUGCCGUGUAUGUUUAAUGACGGAGUGUAGACUGUACCAUAUUCAUGAAUAUAAACUCGCCGAUGCCUUUACUCGCAUCUCUGGGGCUCCUGUUGCCAGAGACAGUCUGCCGCAGUAUCUGUGCGCGCACUGCUACGUGCUGCUCCUCAAAUGCUCGUCCUUCAGAGACAUGUGUCUCCGCACGCAGAAGCGACUCACACCUGCGCUGCUCAAGGGGGCGCUGGAUACAGAUUACAUUCGCAAAUACCAACUCCCUCACCGGUCGCUCAAAUUAACUCAAACUGAAGUCGAAAUAGUAGAAUUACUCCCACCGGAAGAUCUAAACAGUGAACACACUGUGUCGAUGGAUGACAUCAAUGAAGCUGAUCUUGAAAUAAAAUCGGAAAUUGGAGAAGAUUUAAUUGAAAUCAGUGAUGAUGAUUUUGAGGAUGAAAUCGUUUUAAAUGAUGGUAUAAUCACCAAAAGAAAAAUUAAGAAAAAAAAGACUAAAGAAAAUGUCUUGAAACCUGAAAGAAACACCAAAAGCCCCAAAAGGCAGACUGAAACACCAGUGAAUAAUAAUAUGUUCCCAAAAAUUGAACGUAUCUACAGUCAAAGCAUGACUAUUGAUAGAAGUCUAAUAAAAUUAGAAAAAGAAGUACCAAAAACAAGUCAAACUCCAGUAAAGAAUGUAGUCUUAAAAAUCGGACGUGUCUAUAAUGAAAGUAUGAAUAUUGAUCAAAAUCUAAUGAAAAUCGAAAAACAAAAUACAGAAACAAUGAAAAUGAUGACGAUUGAAGUGAAGAAUGAUAUAAUUGAAUUCAAAGUUGGUGAAAAAACGGAUGUUAAUGAUGAUCUUAUUCAUAAAGAAGUCGGUCACGAAAAUAUAAACGUAAACAUUAAUAGAAAAAUGGUCCAAAACGUAAAACGUAGCGAACAUCCGAAGAAAUUUAUAAAAAAUAAAGAUACGCAACAGCUAACUAAAUUGAAUUUUGCCGCAAUUGAGAGUACAUAUGAACUUAAAAUUGUCACUUUGAGUAAGGAAGAGCAACUGGAAGAGAUCGCAACACGCAAGAAGUCCCCGAACUAUUUGGAGUCGCCGUUUAGGUGCGAGCAUUGUGGGAAAGGGUUUGGCGUGGAGUCCGCCUACAACAACCACCGAGUCUGGCACAGCCCGAACCAAGGUGCGCACUCAUGUGACAUCUGCGCUAUGAGAUUUAGGGCGCCCAACAAGCUCAGUCAGCACCAGGCCCGGCACCGACUGAAGUUCAUUUGCAACGUGUGCGACUUCGUCUCCAGAACCAGGCCACAAGCGGCUAAACAUCACGGCACGCACACGGGCACGACCUACGAGUGCCCGCACUGCGGGAAGAACUUCAUAAAGGUCACGACGUACUUUUCCCACUUGCGUCUGAGGCACCCCGAGCUGAACGUGGACUGCUUUGACUGCGGGGAGACCUUCGUCAGCGACUACGGGCUCAUGCAGCACAAGAGGAAGUCACAUGACUUGAUAUUAAAACAGUUUACAUGCGCUAUCUGCUUAGUCAAAUUCACCAGUGAAGAGGCGCUGAACAAACAUACAGAGCUGGCCGGCGAGCAUCGAGAGAAACUGUUGCCCUGCGAGCAGUGCGGCGAGAACUAUGCCACUGAAGACGCGCUAAAGGAACAUGUGGGGGAGAUGCAUCCCACCGAGGCAAAUCACUGUGAAUUGUGCGACCUGGCGUUCGCGAACGAGGCGGCGCUGGACACGCACAACCGCCGCAAGCAUCUCGGCCAGCGGUACGCGCAGCCGCCCGGACACUACCGGAACAAGCACAACAAACAUUAUAAUAACAGAAGGAAGCAACAGGUCAAGCCGACCAUGUGCGAACAGUGCGGGGUUACUGUUCGGUAUCCGUCGAUGAUGGUGUACCACAAGCGGACGCACCUCGCCGUGAAGCCGUUCCCGUGUCCGCAUUGCCCGAAGACAUUCGUCAUGCCAUUUUUGCUUAAAAGCCACAUGCGAACGCACACGGGGGAGAAGCCGCACCAGUGCCCCGAGUGUCCGCUCGCCUUCGCCAUGAAAGGAAACUUGAAACGCCAUUUUGACACUGCACAUCGUGGUAUACGCGGUUUCUUCCCUUGUCCGGUGUGCGGGCGCAUCUCCACCACCAAGGGCUCGAUGCAGGUGCACGUGCGCGCCGUGCACGGCGGCGGCGGCUGGCCCAAGCGGAACCGCGCCAAACGGAGAACCAACAUAUUAGUAGAUAAAGAAUGAAUAAA
Messenger RNA from Cydia strobilella, 2384 nucleotides. Its product is annotated as zinc finger protein 595-like. Gene Ontology annotation, molecular function: zinc ion binding. Bases 97 to 2379 code for a protein of 760 amino acids. Gene Ontology annotation, biological process: regulation of gene expression. Gene Ontology annotation, cellular component: nucleus. NCBI's taxonomy places the organism in Eukaryota, Metazoa, Arthropoda, Insecta, Lepidoptera, Tortricidae. The record is from RefSeq and is a predicted model, not a curated record. The transcript has 12 exons.